CUGAAUAUGCAUGUGUUCCUUGUGUCUGCAAUGGGGUUCUCUCCGGGUGCUCCGGCUUCCCCCACGUGAAAAAAAAAAAGAUGUAGAGAAGGAUUGCUCAGGAACGAGCUGAGUUUGAUGUGCCACGUGGAUAAGGAUAAAGACCAGGAUGGACACAAGGAUGAUGACCAGGAUGAUGACCAGGAUGGAGACAAGGAUGAUGACCAGGAUGGAGACAAGGAUGAUGACCAGGAUGGAGACAAGGAUGAUGACCAGGAUGAUGACCAGGAUGGAGACAAGGAUGAUGACCAGGAUGGAGACAAGGAUGAUGACCAGGAUGAUGACCAGGAUGAUGACCAGGAUGGAGACAAGGAUGAUGACCAGGAUGAUGACCAGGAUGGAGACAAGGAUGAUGACCAGGAUGGAGACAAGGAUGAUGACCAGGAUGAUGACCAGGAUGAUGACCAGGAUGGAGACAAGGAUGAUGACCAGGAUGAUGACCAGGAUGGAGACAAGGAUGAUGACCAGGAUGGAGACAAGGAUGAUGACCAGGAUGAUGACCAGGAUGAUGACCAGGAUGGAGACAAGGAUGAUGACCAGGAUGAUGACCAGGAUGGAGACAAGGAUGAUGACCAGGAUGGAGACAAGGAUGAUGACCAGGAUGAUGACCAGGAUGAUGACCAGGAUGGAGACAAGGAUGAUGACCAGGAUGAUGACCAGGAUGGAGACAAGGAUGAUGACCAGGAUGGAGACAAGGAUGAUGACCAGGAUGAUGACCAGGAUGAUGACCAGGAUGGAGACAAGGAUGAUGACCAGGAUGAUGACCAGGAUGGAGACAAGGAUGAUGACCAGGAUGGAGACAAGGAUGAUGACAGGGUUCUUGCACCAUUUUAUAAGGCAAAUUUAAUGCUUGUUAAGACCUUCUUAGGCCCUCAACAAAUAAAAUUUACGACUCAAAGAUAUACCGUAUUUUCACGACCAUAAGGCGCACCGUACGAAAAGGCGCAGUCUCAGUUAUGUGGGCCAUUACUGUAUUUAACACACACAUAGGGCGCACCGU
Messenger RNA from Larimichthys crocea (large yellow croaker), 1039 nucleotides. RefSeq names its product putative surface protein SACOL0050. Bases 118 to 963 code for a protein of 281 amino acids. Lineage: Eukaryota; Metazoa; Chordata; Actinopteri; Sciaenidae. The record is from RefSeq and is a predicted model, not a curated record. The transcript has a single exon.